AUGACCGAGUUGCACCAAGCAGCAUCAGUGGGGGAUUUUGAUCGAGUUGAGGAGAUUCUAAGGGAAAAUGAUUGCAAUCCAAAUCAGAGGGACGUGGACUGGAGCUACAAGACUCCUCUCCACUGGGCAGCAGCUCAAGGACAUACAGAAACGGUCAGGACCCUCAUUGAGCAUGGAGCCAGGCCGUGUCUGAGGAACGACCAUGGAUGGACUCCUGCCCACAGUGCUGCAGAGUCCGGCCGGCUGGCUGUGCUGCGGCUGCUGCACUCCCUCCAUGCCCCGAUAGACAAGGAGGACUGCUGUGGAGACAAACCAGCCCGGAUAGCCGAAAUAUAUGGACACCAUGACUGCGUUCUAUUCCUUAAAAAAGCAGAAAUUGAAUGCCAGGCCUACCGCAAAAUGGCAGCCCAGAAAGGGAUUUCAGUGGAUGACACGGAUGAGGAGUGGGCAGAACAAGGAAAGGAAAAUGAAGAAAAGGCGAUCUCUGAGAGCAACAUUCAGACACCUUUAGUAAACAAAGUGUGUACAAGAGUGACUUCCUUGUAG
This is a messenger RNA of Anoplopoma fimbria (sablefish), 546 nucleotides long. RefSeq names its product ankyrin repeat domain-containing protein 66. NCBI's taxonomy places the organism in Eukaryota, Metazoa, Chordata, Actinopteri, Perciformes, Anoplopomatidae. The transcript has 3 exons. The record is from RefSeq and is a predicted model, not a curated record. The coding region runs from base 1 to 546 and encodes 181 amino acids. Gene Ontology annotation, molecular function: protein binding.